AUGGUUCGAUGCGGGGACGAUUCAAAUGAACCAGAAAUCGACUUCCCGUUUGUAGUUAAUGAUCGCCAGGGUGGAGAAUGUGGUUACCCUGGUUUUAAUAUCACUUGCAAUAUUUUUGAUAGAAGUAAAACAGUUUUAGAACUAUCACGGUCGGAAGAGUUUCUUGUUCGAGAAAUCGAUUAUUUUGAUCAGGAGAUAAGGCUUUAUGACAAGGAUAAUUGCCUUGCGCGACGUCUUAGAUAUUUAAAUGGCGAUCUGUCACCUUUCAAGGCUUAUGGUAAUUGGGUUUAUGUGUUCUUCUAUUGUCCACCAUCAAUAACAAGUAAUCCAACUGUUGUUGCAUAUUCAAGAGAUAUUUUACAUGUUCCUUGCCUUAGUAACCCAACAGCCACUGUAAUGGUUUCGUUGUCUUCAGCUUAUUAUUACUCCUUCAAAAAUGUUACUGAUGCACUGUUUAACGGAGGAUGUCAGGUAGAUGCAUCUGUUUAUAUACCUAUUUCCCCAAAAGCUUCUUCUACCGGUUCUUUGUAUGAUUUUACUACUGAUGAUCUUUAUCUUACAUGGGUCGAACCCAUAAAACCGAGACCGAAAGAAGCAGAAACCAAGGAUCCAGAAGGAGAUGCAAAAAAAAUUGAUUGGAAAAAAUUAGCAACAAUAAUUGCGCCAAUUCUCGGUGGGAUUGUUGCAAUAGCAACGAUAGCUUGUGUUAUUUGCAGUUGUAAACAAAGAAGCUUAUCUUUGUAA
Molecule: messenger RNA, 744 nt
Organism: Papaver somniferum (opium poppy)
Lineage: Eukaryota; Viridiplantae; Streptophyta; Magnoliopsida; Ranunculales; Papaveraceae
Product: putative RING-H2 finger protein ATL21A
Exons: 2
Coding region: 1-744 (247 amino acids)
Molecular function (GO): polysaccharide binding
Source: RefSeq, a predicted model, not a curated record